ACGCGUUGACAAAAAAGGAAGGCGUUUUGAGAAACACCAAUCAAUCAACAAACUCAAGUAGAAAAAAGUUUGUUAAUUUUGAUGAAAUCUGAACAAAAAUGGCUUUUAGAAGAAGACAAGAACAAGGCUUAUCCGAUGAAGAUGAUGUUGACAGCAGCUCAAGUUCCAAUUUUUUAGCUGCAAAAGCCAUCAGAGCUUCUUCUGCUAAUAGGGAUUCUUCUCUUUCCUCUGCUUACUCUUCUCCUCUUUCUAAACCUAGCCCCUCUUCUUUUCCAUCUCAAUCAAAGGAUCCCGGCUCUUAUAACUACACAUCAAUGAAGAAUUUAAACGAAUCCAAACCUGGGUUUUGGGGCAAUCUCGCAAGAAAAGCUAAAGCAAUCUUGGAUGAUCAACCGCCGCAGGACUUGCCUGCCACUGAGACAACUCCCAAGUACCACAAAGCAUAUUACUCAGCAGAGACGCAUAGAAAACCGGAGUCUCCUGGAUUACAGAAGGGACUUGAUGCACUUACUUCUUCUUUAAAUUAUAUUGGAAAUGCUGUUGAGGAGGGCAUUUCAAUUGUGGAGAACCGAACUGCCGGCAUCAUUCAAGAAACUCGUAAGCAUAUUAAGAAAAAGCCUGGCAAUUAUAUGGCGCAGAAACAGGCAACUAAACAACCGCAUGUACAGACCCAAGCCCAAACUAUGAUGCCAACUGAUCAAGAACUUCAAUUGAAGGCAUCUCGCGACGUUGCUAUGGCAAUGGCUGCCAAGGCAAAGCUUCUUCUUCGGGAGUUGAAAACUGUCAAAGCAGAUCUGGCUUUUGCUAAAGAGCGAUGUGCUCAGCUGGAGGAACAAAAUAAAAUUCUUCGGGAGAGUCGUGAAAGGGGAGAGAGUUCAGAAGAUGAUGAUUUGAUACGGCUUCAACUUGAAACACUUUUGGCUGAGAAGGCUCGAUUGGCACAUGAGAACUCAGUCUAUGCGCGUGAGAAUCGCUUCCUGAGGGAGGUUGUCGAGUAUCACCAGCUUACCAUGCAGGAUGUUGUAUACUUGGAUGAGGGCACUGAAGAAGUCACUGAAGUUUACCCCAUUAAGGUUGUAUCAAAUACACAUGCUGCCCCUGCUACACCUCUGUUUCCACCCUCUCCGGUGCCGCCUGAGGGCUCCAUUAAUACAAGCCUGCCAGCGAGUCGGGAUGUUUUGCCUUGCCCUCCAUUAUCAGAGCAAAGAGCUGCUGCACCAAGCUCUUUCUCCCCUCAAUGAUAGCUAAUGAUGUAGGAAGUCACUCUGUUUGAGUGGUAUUUAUCUUGUACUGCUCUAUUUUGAAAUUUCAAAGAGUUUGAAAUUACUACUACCUUUUAUAUUCCUGUACUUUAAUUUUAGUUUUAAUUCUUUUAGAGGUCAAUGUUCCCCUUGUUGGGUGAUAUUGGUAUAUCUUUGAUUAUGUGUAAAAGGCCUUUGUUUCAAAGCUUAUUUUUUUACUUCAAAGUUUAAAACAUGAUCUCUCUUGCAAAGCCCUUUUGAUU
Pistacia vera is the source of this 1504-nucleotide messenger RNA. RefSeq lists its product as uncharacterized. The coding region runs from base 99 to 1241 and encodes 380 amino acids. The transcript has 6 exons. The record is from RefSeq and is a predicted model, not a curated record. Lineage: Eukaryota; Viridiplantae; Streptophyta; Magnoliopsida; Sapindales; Anacardiaceae.